Vigna radiata var. radiata (mung bean) is the source of this 1777-nucleotide messenger RNA. RefSeq lists its product as uncharacterized. The record is from RefSeq and is a predicted model, not a curated record. The coding region runs from base 1335 to 1667 and encodes 110 amino acids. The transcript has 2 exons. NCBI's taxonomy places the organism in Eukaryota, Viridiplantae, Streptophyta, Magnoliopsida, Fabales, Fabaceae.
AUUUUUCUAUUAUACUUAAGAAUAUAUAAAUAAAAGGAGAAAUGAAAAUACACUAUAUUUUCUAAAGCCAAACAUCUCCUACUAUUGUAAUAUGUGUGGGUUAGGGUAGUUGCGUCUCUGUUUUUAAUAAAGUUUUACUAUUUUCAGUCGAGUAAGGAAAAUACUGUUAAUUGGCCUCUAUAAUGUAAGGGUCCCGUUACUUUGACACCCAUUUUUUAACACUCAUUUGACAACGCUACAUGUCAAGUUUCCAUUGGUGAUUUUUAAUUUUUGGUUUUUUAAUACAAACUUUUUCUCGAAAGUGUAAAUGAUUUCAGAAUAUUGCAUUUCCAUCUCUAUCCCUGCUCUAUUUCAUUAGAAACCGAAGAUUCUCUCUUCAUUUUCACAAAAAAACUCCUCCCUUUGCAUUUCCGUUCUCGUUCUCGCUCUCAUUGUGGGUGUUUGAAGUUGGUUUUCCGUUGUCGCAGUUUGGUCGAAAUGGGAAGUCCCGGACAACAACUUUGUUGGAGCAUGGUAAAUGCAUUCUUGGACCCUUUUGUUUCAUGUUGGGUAUUGGGUUUUUCGUUUCGUGUUGCUUUUCAUUGAUGUUGUUGGUUUGGGUGUUGGUUUCCAUUUGUUUCGUUAGGGUAUUGGGUUUUUGGUUUGGGGUUUUUGUUUUCUUUGUCGGUUCUUGGAUUUUUGGUCAUUUGAUUUUGUGUUUACAUUUGUGUUGAUUUUGGUUGAGCAGUUGAGGGUUCGUCAUUAUUUUUCAACGAUGUAUGUUUGCACAUUGAACGAACACUUGACAGAUGAGUAACGAUCACUCAUUUCCAAGACUUCAUUUGCUUGGUUUUUAUAGUUGAGUGGUAAAGUUAUAUUGAAUACUAAAAUUUUGCAGGAGUUAACGAUGAAAUGGGUGGAUUCGAACAAUGGUUUUGUUAUUGGUGACAAAGUUCUGACUAUGAAUGAAAAGGAUUUUUGCUUAGGAUUAGGGUUGAGUUUAGAGGGUGGUAGUAUAAACUUAAAGGAUACAAUGGUUAAAAGUACAUGUGUGAAAUAAUUAGGUAAGGGAACAAAAGAUUUGAAUUUCAUUUACAAAUUCUUGUUGAAGAAACACAAAAAAGAAAUAUCUUGUGAUGUUUUUUGUAGCUUGUACGUAUUGGUGGGGAUAUCUGAGAUUUUAUUUCCAAAACGUUAUGGACGAGUGUUUCCUAUCAUGUUUGACAUUGUUGACAAUCUAAGUCGUUUGAGUAAUUACUGUUGGGGUAGUUUAGUUUAUCGUUAUUUGUUAAAAAGUUUGAGCAAAGCAUCAGAUUAUGUGAAGAAAGGCAAAGCUAGAAGCGAGGUUGAAGUCAAUGGUUGUGUUUACAUGUUGCAGGAAGGUGAAUGUCUUGGAGGCAAAGUUGGCGGAAGAGAAGGCCAGAAGAACAACUACAAGGCCAACUAAAGACGACGCUGAACAUGGUAACAGUGCAUUUCUUUCCCCUGAUGGAAUGUCCAACAACGAACCAGGUGGGUUUUCAAAGACCGAACAUGGUGGAAUGUCGCAGAACACACCGGAUGGAAUGUGCAACACCGAACCACAAAUGAAGACCUAUGUGAGGAUGGAAAGAAGAAUGCGUUAUAAGAGUCAAGCCCUGAGGACACCAUACACCGGAAAUGUAGGACCUAGAAAGAAAAAUGAGUGAUUAUUGUAUGGUAUUUUGAAUAUGACAAGAACUUGAUAUUGUAAUUAAACCUAUUUCUUGCAAUAUAUAGUAGAUGCAUGUUUGGUUCCAUGUAUUUGUGUUAUUGAAGU